UAUACUGUGAACCUGCCCAUUAGCCCCACUGUCCUCUUUAAUUCAUUGCAUGUUCCCCACGUGAUCCUUGAUCCACACUUGGAUCCUAUUAACACAAAGAGACAAAACCAUAGUUUCAUUGUUCACUAUCAAUCACAUAUCACUUCAAUUUCACUCUAUUAAGACACUAAGGUUCCUUGUGAAUAUCUAGUUUAUACACAUUAAUUAAUAUCUUCCUUAUAUAUUGCUUUGAAAUUCAGAAUUGAGGUUGGUUUUGACUUGAAUUCAAGAGCUUUUAUGUUAUUCAUAUAUUUUUUUUUUUGUUUCUAAAGAUCUCUUUUAGUUAUCACUAGAUUUGUUCUAGCUAGCUUUAGUUGUUUGUGGACACAAUUGUUUUGUAGAUAUUUAGUCAUUUGGUUUUUUUAAUGAUCCUUAGUCUCUCUUUUUUUGUUAUAAAAUGGAAAUAUUCAAUUUUUCAUGUUUUUAUUAUUGUUGAGUGAGACAUGUAGGGAAAGGUUUCUAUGACAGAGAUUUUGAUUGCAUACUUUUUACAAAACAAAGAGGCAUAAUCUUGGUCUCAUGUCUAAGAAUUAAAUCAAUUUUGAGUUUUGACACUCAUUUGAAGUUACUUUGUGGUUUGCUGAAUCUUAGAUCCAGUGAUCAGAUAUCUCCUACAUCCUUUUUUUUGGUUUGCCACAUGUUCCCUCCUCUGGAGGUAAUCCUGUUCGACCUCCUGUUCCAGGAACUGUCGGACAGGGAGAAUCGAACCUGAAACCUUGAGGAGGAACACACUCCCAGGUCCCAAGUCAAUACCACCAGGCUAACCCAAGUGGGUUGAGGAGAUUGUACUUAUAGUUAGGUGUAUGAAGGUGAAGUGAAGGUUUUGGUUGUGGCAUUCAAAAUCUGAAAAUAGGUAUGAAUAGGACCAUAGUUUGGUUUAGGAGGGACCUAAGAAUUGAGGACAAUCCUGCAUUAGCUGCUGCUGCAAGGGAUGGUUCUGUUUUUCCUGUCUUUAUUUGUUGUCCUAAAGAGGAAGGACAGUUUUAUCCGGGUAGAGUGUCGAGGUGGUGGCUGAAGCAGUCUCUAUAUCACUUGGAUCAGUCACUGAAAUCUCUUGGAGCUGGACUUGUGAUGAUCAAAACUGAUAGUACUCUUAAAGCACUUUUGGAAUGUGUAAAUGCUGUUCAAGCUAAAAAAGUUGUGUUUAAUCAUCUUUAUGAUCCAGUUUCACUUGUUCGUGAUCACAACAUCAAAGAAAAAUUAGUGGAACUUGGUAUUUCUGUGCAAAGCUACAAUGGAGACUUGCUGCAUGAACCGUGGGAUAUAUAUGACGAAAGUGGACAUGCAUUUACAACCUUUGAUCCUUUUUGGAGUAGAUGCUUGCAAAUGCAAAUGAAAACUUAUUCAACCAUUCCUCCUUGUCAAUUAAUUCCAGCACAAGGUAAAGUUGAGAAACAUUCAAUUGAACAACUAGGUCUUGAAGAUGAGUUAGAAACAUCAAGCAAUGCAUUAUUAUCAAGAGCAUGGUCUCCAGGUUGGAGCAAAAGUGACAAGGCAUUAACCGAAUUUGUCGAAAACCACCUAAUUCACUACUCAAAAAAUAGGUUAAAUCUUGGUGUUGACUCGACCUCACUUCUAUCUCCGUAUAUUCAUUUUGGAGAAUUGAGUGUGAGGAAAGUAUUUCAGUUGGUGCGAACAAAACAGAUAUUAUGGAAAAACGAAGGAAAUAUUGUAGGCGAAGAGAGUGCAACGUUUUUUCUCAGGGCCAUUGGAUUUAGAGAGUACUCGCGUUAUCUUUGUUUUAGUUUUCCGUUCACCGUCGAAAGGCCAUUGCUAGGGAACUUAAAAUUUUUUCCUUGGAAUACCGAUCCUUCAAAGUUUAAGGCUUGGAGGCUAGGUAGGACUGGAUAUCCAUUAGUUGAUGCAGGAAUGAGGGAGCUUUGGGCGACCGGAUGGAUACACAACAAAAUGCGAGUUAUAGUUUCUAGUUUUGCAGUGAAAAUGUUGCUUAUACCAUGGAAAUGGGGAAUGAAAUAUUUUUGGGAUACACUAUUAGAUGCUGACCUUGAAAGUGAUAUCUUGGGUUGGCAGUAUAUCUCCGGGAGCUUACCUGAUGGUCACGAGCUUGAGCGGUUAGACGAUCCAGAGAUUCAAGGGACGAAAUACGAUCCAGAAGGCGAAUACAUUCGACAAUGGCUACCAGAGUUGGCAAGAAUUCCAACUGAGUGGAUCCAUCAUCCAUGGAAUGCACCACUUACUGUGCUAAAAGCAUCAGGUAUAGAGUUAGGUCAAAACUAUCCAAAACCAAUCAUUGAAAUAGAUUUGGCUAGAGAACAAUUGACUCAAGCUAUAUUCAAGAUGUGGGAAGAUGAGGCAGCUUCAAAAGCUUCUACCUCAGAAAAUAAACAUGAAGUAGUUGACGACAGUGAAAAUUUGUCGAUUCCAAAAGUUUUCUUGAAGGACAAGGCUCCACGCGGUGCUACUUCUUCGUCAAAUGAUCAAAAGGUGCCAAUACUUCAGAAUCCAAAGAUUGAUGAUCCUCCUAAUAGGAAGAAACAAAAAUGUAUGGAUAAAGAGGAUCGGGAACAAGAUAGUUUGAGUAACCUUAGCAAGCGGACCGAUACCGGAGUGUCAUGCGUUGAUCAAGAAGUGUGCUCAACCGCUGAAUCUUCAUCCAAGAGACAGAGUUCAAGCACUUGUUCAUUUUAUGUACCAUAACAAUGUUCCUCUCCUCUUCUACUAAUAUAAAGUUGUCAUGGUAAGAACAUAGUUCAAAAAAAUAUGCAUGAGCAUAUUUCUUAGAGAAAUAGCUAAUCUAAAGCUUAAGAUACUAAUAUAAUAAUAAGGUAAAUUACACUUUCUUAAAGAGAUGUUUGAAUUAGACUUUCAUCUCCUCUUCUAUGUUAAAGUCUACACACUCCUCUUCGUAUAAGUAACCAUAUAUUAAGAGAAAUGCUA
Messenger RNA from Medicago truncatula (barrel medic), 2937 nucleotides. RefSeq names its product cryptochrome-1. Gene Ontology annotation, molecular function: FAD binding; blue light photoreceptor activity; deoxyribodipyrimidine photo-lyase activity. The coding region runs from base 895 to 2697 and encodes 600 amino acids. The transcript has 4 exons. Gene Ontology annotation, cellular component: nucleus; cytoplasm. Gene Ontology annotation, biological process: entrainment of circadian clock by photoperiod; blue light signaling pathway; circadian regulation of gene expression. NCBI's taxonomy places the organism in Eukaryota, Viridiplantae, Streptophyta, Magnoliopsida, Fabales, Fabaceae. The record is from RefSeq and is a predicted model, not a curated record.